AUGGCAGAGGAAGAAAUGAUUUUCGAUCCAGCAAUGAAAAAGAAGAAGAAGAAGAAGAAAGCAUUUGAUGUGGAUGCAGCCCUUGCAGAAGCUGAAGGAGGACCUAGGGCGAAUGAAUCAACCCCAGUGGUGGAACCCAGCAAUACCAGUAUUGAUACCGCAGAUGGAGAUGGAGGAGAGGAAGUUACGCAGCCAGAAACAUCCAUCAAGGAUGAUCUUGAUGAUCUUGACUUUGAAAAGCUGGGCAAGAAGAAGAAAAAGAAGAAAGCAUUCAACUUGGAUGAGCUGGAAGGGGCUCUGCCUGAUACAAAAGAAGUUGGUGAUGAUCAGAACGAGGGUGAUGAUAUCAUGAAGGAAGCAAAGAGCGACAAUUUUGACCUGGACAUGGAUUUCUCCUUGGAGAAGAAGAAGAAAAAGAAGAAGAAGAAGGAUCUGGACGAUCUGAUAUCUGACGAUCUUGGUAGGGAUGAUGCCGGAACUGAUGCAACUGACAGUUCAAAACCAGUCUGGACUGACAGCGACAGAGACUACACUUAUGACGAGUUGCUCACGCGGGUCUUUGACAUCAUGAGAGAGAAAAAUCCAGACAUGGUUGCUGGGGAGAAGAAGCGCUUCGUAAUGAAGCCACCUCAGGUGGUACGAAUUGGGACAAAGAAGACAUCCUUUGCCAACUUUACAGAAAUUUGCAAGAUGUUGCAUCGGCAACAAAAGCACUUGCUCCAGUUCCUCCUGGCUGAAUUGGGAACUCAAGGAUCCGUAGAUGGGAACAACCAGCUGAUCAUUAAGGGCAGAUUCCAGCAAAAGCAGAUUGAGAACAUCCUUAGGCGUUACAUCAAGGAAUAUGUGACGUGUCACACGUGCCGGUCCCCCGAGACCAUCCUUUCCAAGGACACGAGACUCUUCUUCCUCCAGUGUGAAACGUGUGGAUCCAGGUGUUCAGUUGCCAGCAUCAAAUCUGGCUACCAGGCUGUGACUGGAAAACGUGCUGCUCAACGAGCCAAGAAUGCAUGA
Molecule: messenger RNA, 1011 nt
Organism: Darwinula stevensoni
Lineage: Eukaryota; Metazoa; Arthropoda; Ostracoda; Podocopida; Darwinulidae
Source: the annotation of a GenBank genome assembly